This is a messenger RNA of Entelurus aequoreus (snake pipefish), 2308 nucleotides long. RefSeq lists its product as uncharacterized. The transcript is spliced from 4 exons. The record is from RefSeq and is a predicted model, not a curated record. NCBI's taxonomy places the organism in Eukaryota, Metazoa, Chordata, Actinopteri, Syngnathiformes, Syngnathidae. Bases 1457 to 2308 code for a protein of 283 amino acids.
GCUAUGUGUUAAAAUUAGCAUACUGACAUUUAAUACACAAUAUGUAAAUAUUAGCUUCACACAAAUAUACAGUACUAUCAUCAAACAAAUACUUCUGAGUGUUGAAACUAUUUCGAUGGUGGAAAUACACGACUGGCAGCCAUUUUAAGUCCUCAAAACGUCAAUUGAAACAGUGCACAAAAAUCGUUUUUCAAUAAACAUCUUAGUAUCAAAUUUAACCACUUUCCACCUUAAUAUUGAGUUACAUAAACAAGUUAAACAGUUUACUUACAGACUUAUCUUUUCCAAUGCUUGUAAAAGCUAACACAACUUGUCUACUUCUCAAUUGUCUCAUCAACUGAACUGACGUCGCCAACCCGGAAGUGCCCAAACUAUUUGACGCGUAGUAUUUUCAUAUCGCCACAAGGGAUUCGUUCCCAGGGAUUCGAAUAAAGAACCAACUCUUUUUCUUUACUAUAGUGGCCUCGAUAACGGGAACCGGUUCUCAAAAAGGGAUUCGAGUCCAUGGAAUCGGUUCUUUUCUUAUCGAACAACCGGUUUCGAACAUCAUCCUUACCUAUUUGUGUAUAUGGAUUCGGCCUGUGGUUGGUAAAUGGAAAAGUUAGUACAAUGGUAAAACGAGGUUCCACUGUACCCUAAUUAUAGCAAACACCUUCUAGAGGUGUGUCAUCGACGGGAAUGAAAAUCUCUGACUUACUCAGAGAGAAGCUCUCUGGCGCCACCUGCUAGUUGGCAUGUAGAAAUCUUUAGGCCCCUAGUAUUAUUUGGACUUUUUCCAGGGACAAAUCAGCAUCUGAUAUUCCGGUCACUAGGGUCAUGUCAUGUGAAAAACGAGGACACCCCAUCUGAAACUUGUAGGGAUACGGUACUUGACGGUACCGAUUUUUGCUACUUCUGUGUGUGUUCACAAAUAGCAAAUGUGUUGACGAUAAAGUCAAUUUUUUUAUCGCGACAUUUAAAAAUGAGCUGAUCACGAUAACUGCUGUCCAGUUGUUGAUCUUGUUUCAUUACCACACUUCUCAGUCUCAUCUGAAGGUAUAACACUGAGUUGCAAGUUUAAGACGCCAGGAGGCAGUAGUGUGUAGUUUACGGCAGAGCUGGGCAAAUAUUUUGACUCGGGGGCCACAUUGAGAGAAAAAAAUGUGUCUGGGGGGCCAAUGUGUAUGAAUGAUACAUACACAUUUAGCUGUAAACACCUGCUGUACAGUAUGUGUGUUUGGGUUCAGGAACACUAAUACCAAAAGUCACAAUGUCCGAUAGAGUUCUAAAAACGUUAAAACAGACCACCUAAAAAAAGUAAGUGGGAUUUACAAUAGUAAUACGAUGCGAUACCAUAGUCCAACCUCGGAUCCAGGAGGAACAGUGUGGUUUUGGUCCUGGUCGUGGAACUGUGGACCAGCUCUAUACUCUGGGCAGGGUCCUUGAGGGUGCAUGGGAGUUUGCCCAACCAGUCUACAUGUGCUUUGUGGACUUGGAGAAGGCAUUCCACCGUCGUGUCCCUCGGGAAGUCCUGUGGGGAGUGCUCAGAGACUAUGGGGUAUCGGACUGUCUGAUUGUGGCGGUCCGCUCCCUGUAUGAUCAGUAUCAGAGCUUGGUCCACUCCCUGUAUGAUCAGUGUCAGAGCUUGGUCCGCUCCCUGUAUGAUCAGUGUCAGAACUUGGUCCGCUCCCUGUACGAUCAGUGUCAGAACUUGGUCCACUCCUUGUAUGAUCAGUGUCAGAACUUGGUCCACUCCCUGUAUGAUCAGUGUCAGAGCUUGGUCCGCUCCCUGUAUGAUCAGUGUCAGAACUUGGUCCGCUCCCUGUAUGAUCAGUGUCAGAACUUGGUCCACUCCCUGUAUGAUCAGUGUCAGAGCUUGGUCCACUCCCUGUAUGAUCAGUGUCAGAACUUGGUCCACUCCCUGUAUGAUCAGUGUCAGAGCUUGGUCCGCUCCCUGUAUGAUCAGUGUCAGAGCUUGGUCCGCUCCCUGUAUGAUCAGUGUCAGAACUUGGUCCGCAUUGCCGGCAUUUUCACCAAGAAAACGAGGAGAGCCGCUGAUUGGUCCGGCCGAGUGAUUGCUUGUCCUUCCGACCUUCAACGCCCGAGGAGAGGCUUUGAUGAAGUGCUCGUCCAGACCUGGCGUCACGUGGCCGAGGCGACGGCGUUAGCCCACACGAGCCGCUUCGCACUGUUGUACAGUCCACGAAGCCUGUUGUACAUCAUCGCCUACAUUAUUAUUGAAUGCGCCUACCAAACGGACGGAUCCUGGCAUGUGAGUCUGGGGUCAGACGAGGCCCGGGUCCACCCGGUGGGACUCGACUCGUGCUAA